GGAAAAGAAGCUUCAAUGUGAACUAACCGAAAAUCGAUCUAAGAACUUAAUUUCAGUUAUUUCAAUAUCUCCAGAGCAAAAUCAUGUAAGUAGAAAAGAAAAAUGCCAAGAAAUUUCCGUCACGAACUUACGUGACGAUCGACAAAAUGAAACUAACGCUGAGGAACCUGAUGAAAUUGAACCCAUUAAAAGUCAGUAUAUAGAACAAGGAUUAAUAAAAGAAUUGCUUAAUAGCAACCCUAUUAUAUCGUCAGUUAUAAUCCCAGAAUAUCGAACGUUUCAAAUUACAACACAAAGCUUAGUCCAUUUAUUUCAUUAUGCAUUACGAUCUAGGCAUGAAGAAAUCCUAGCAUGGUAUAAUUACUCAGAUAAUUUUGAAAAUAGAGUUAUCGAAAUUUGCCAUGAAUUAGGGGUUACAGAUAAAACUGCCAGAAUGCAAUUAUACAAGGAAAUGUUAAAAAAUCUACCUG
This is a messenger RNA of Racocetra persica, 470 nucleotides long. The record is from the annotation of a GenBank genome assembly. NCBI's taxonomy places the organism in Eukaryota, Fungi, Glomeromycota, Glomeromycetes, Diversisporales, Gigasporaceae.